Molecule: messenger RNA, 2198 nt
Organism: Lolium rigidum
Lineage: Eukaryota; Viridiplantae; Streptophyta; Magnoliopsida; Poales; Poaceae
Product: protein RIK
Cellular component (GO): nucleus
Molecular function (GO): RNA binding
Source: RefSeq, a predicted model, not a curated record
GCCCCUCGCCCGCCCGUCCUCCUCCAGUUCGUCCCGACUCCGAGGCCACCCGCCAUGACGGAGGACCGCACUCCCAGGGCAUCAGAUGAGCCCACCACCGCGACGAAGCAGAGGAAGAAGAGGAAGUGGGAUCAACCCGCAGAGGACGUUGUGUCGGCGGCAGCAGCAGCAGCUGCUGCGGCGGGAUUGCCCGUGUUGAACGUCGGGGCUCUGUGCGGCCUUCAAUUCCCCGGCACUACUGCCUAUCCUGCUGCCCCCAAUGUAGUCCCUGCCCCAUAUGCAUUGCCGCCGCAGGUCGCGCCGUCAGUGCUUCAGAGUGCUGCCGCUGCGAUUCAGAAACUGAGUCAGGCUAAAAUACCGGAUGAGCUUAUAGCACGGGAAGUUGUCAUAAAUGACGCCGAUCCUUCCGUGCGGUAUAAGCUCACGAAACGGCAAACACAGGACGAGAUUCAGCGAUGCACAAGCACUGUUAUCAUUACAAGGGGAAAAUACCAUCCUCCCAAUGGACAGCCUGAUGGUGAGAAGCCACUCUAUUUACAUAUCUCAGCAGGAUCUCAGCUGAAAGAUACUGCUGAGCGUAUUAAAGCUGUUGAUCAUGCGGCGUCAAUGAUCGAGGAAAUCUUGAAACAAGGGCAAAUGCCAGAAGCCAUCCAGAGCAACAGACAGGCUAUUCAUCCUUUUACUGCGUCCAUAUUUUUGGGUUUUGCUGCAGAUCCAUCGUUGAAUGUUGCGGCUCGCAUCCGUGGUCCAAAUGAUCAGUAUAUAAAUCACAUUAUGAAUGAAACAGGCGUCACUGUUGUACUAAGAGGAAAAGAUUCAGGGAAUCUUGGCAAUUGCCAAGAUGAAGCAUCACAACAACCUCUGCACAUGUACUUAUCAAGUGUGCAUCUGAAGAGCCUAGAAGCUGCAAAGGUUUUGGCAGAAAACCUUCUGGAUACGAUAGCAGCCGAAUUUGGUGCUUCCAGAAUUUCUUCUUCAAAAGUAUAUGGUGCUGUUCCACCUCCACAGCAGUUGUUGGCUGGUGUGCAGACGUCUGGAACAACAUCAGACAUACAUUCUACUUCAGGGCCUUAUGUCUCACCAGGAGCAUCACAUUCCUUUGCACCUACUGGAAUUACUUCCCCAGUGGCUGCUCCUUCACUGACACUUCAUUCUGGGGCACCAACUUAUUCUGGGACUCCACCACUUAGUAACCUGAUCUGUCCUAGUCAAGCAGCAAAUAGUGGGGCACUUUACAAUGGCUAUGGAAACAUUUAUCCCCAGGCAACUCCAUUGCAGCAGGUGGCAUUAGCGCUCAAGCAUGCUUCAUCGUCAACAACUCAGGCUGUUCCAGUUGCAUCCACAUCAACAAGCUCUAUGAAAAAUGUGAAUGCAAGUCUAAAAUUGGAGUCAGAUAAACGAUUACAAAGGAGGAAGUUCCAGGAACUGCCAACAGCAGACCUUCAGAACUCACAACAGCGGUCCAAAUUUGUUACGACAGGUUUAGAUGAUUUAGGUAAGAUGAGCAGUUCAUCGGUUGCACCUAAAAUGAUAGUCCAGCCUGGAUCAAAUGGGAUACUUCCACAAGACCCACGGCAUAGGCCAUCGCAUAUGUAUAUAUCCACUAGCAUGCCGCCACCACCACCACCACCACCACCCAAGAACUUGUCACCACCUUAUUCGAAGGACAUGCCACCCCCACCUCCCAGGAACAUGCCUCCACCACCACCCAAGUUCCCGUCAGUUGAAGUGUUACGAAAUGAAAAUAGGUAUUCAUCAGAUUUAAAGGAGCCUAUGGUGCCUCUGAAGUCCUUGGGCGCGAGCUCUGUCUCGCCACCAAAGGUUUUGUCAGCUCAAUUACCUUCUUCAAAGGAGACUAAAGAAGAAAAACCAAGUAGUGCAUCAGUUUCUGAUACUCUGCUGAAGCUCAUGGAUUACGGGGAUGAUGAUGAUGACGACGACGAUGAUAUUAUUGAGACGGAUAACAGCGUACCUGGAGGGACCCCAACUCCCAGUUCAGGGCAGAAACCGUUUUGGUCUGUAUGAAAAUGAGUUUGCUGUGUACUAUAGUGUGUAUUCGAAUGCAGACAGAGGGGCCUUACCUGGCCUGAUGUGUCUUCUCAGUGAUAAAAGUCACUGAACGCUUCUUGUAUUCUUACUGUACCAAUGCUAACUUGUUAACAGAUUCGCUGAUCACAUAUACAUGUGAUUUUCCUUCA